This is a messenger RNA of Prorocentrum cordatum, 1323 nucleotides long. Lineage: Eukaryota; Dinophyceae; Prorocentrales; Prorocentraceae. The record is from the annotation of a GenBank genome assembly.
GCAGGACUUCGAGAAGCAGAAGAGCCAGGACAGCGACCAGCAGGACCGCAUCAUCAAGGAGAAGGACCUGGCCCUCAAGCAGCACCAGGAGACCUUGGCCCAGCUCGAGCGGGACGCGGACCGGGAGAUCGAGGAGCUGAAAGAGAUGUACGAGCAGAGGCUGGCGCAGGAAAAGGACGAGAAGGUGCGCCUGCGAGGCCAGGCCGGCAUCCACAAGAAGCACAAGGAGACCCUGGAGCGGAGGAUGGAGGCCGAGCAGGAGAAGGUCAAGAGGGAGGAGGAGAAGAACAAGAAGGCCGAGGAGAAGAUCCACACGCUCAUGAAGGACAAAGACUCCAACGAGAAGGAGAUCAAGGAGCGCGACAAGACGAUUGCGGACAAGGAGCAGCGGAUCAGUGACCUGAAGAAGCAGAACCAGGAGCUCGAAAAGUUCAAGUUUGUGCUCGACUACAAGAUCAAGGAGCUCAAGGCGCAGAUCGACCCGAAGACGGCGGACAUCUCCUCCAUGAAGCAGCAGACGCAGGCCAUGGACGACGAACUCAGCGACUACAUGCGAAAGAACAAGCAGCGGGAGCUAGAGAUCUCCCAGCUACAGAUGAAGCAGCGGGCCCUGCAGGAGGAGAUCAAGGCGCAGAAGCGCAGGCUGGCCGACGACCUGUCCCUCAUCAAGAGGUUCAAGCUCGACCUGAGCGACACCAUGGAGACGGUCACCGACCAGAAGCUCCUGAAGGAGAGUGUCACAGGGCUGUACCGCAAGUACGUACAGGCCGGAGGUAAGAAAUUGGAUCUGAACACGGACAUGCAGAAGGAGUACAACCGCCAGCGCGACUACCUCGAGAAGUCUGUGGACUCGCUGAAGCGGAAGCUGGAGAAGGAUAGCGAGGCCCACCGCAUCGACAACACGCGCAUCAUGCAGGAGAACGUUUCGCUGAUCCGCGAGAUCAACGACCUGCGGCGCGAGAUCAACUCGCUGAAGCACGAGCGGACGGCGCAGGAGCUGCAGGCGAUGGACGCCGCCGGCAGGAGCCCGUCCGCGGCGCAGCACGCGAACCAGACGCUGGCGAUGCAGCGGGACGAGAUUGCGGAGCUCACGCGGCAGCUGCUGGACCUGGAGGCCUCCGCGCCCGGUGGGCUCGGCGCGACGACGGCCAUUCAGGACAGCGCCGCGCCCGGGCAGCUCGUGGCCGCGGACGCCGCGGACGCCACCCUGCUGCCCCAGGCGGCCUCGGCGGAGUCCGUGGCAGAGCCCCCCGUGGAGGAGCCCCCGGCGGACCGCCCCGUGCCGGAGCCCCUCGAGGGGCCCGCGGCGUCGCUGCAGGAGCG